UGCUCCACUUUGCAUAAACCCUCGUACAGCUUGUUGCUCCGCUCAACUCUUCGCUAUUCCGGCUGCCAUUGUUAAUACCCCCGACCGAUUAUGGCCAAGUGGUGGCGCUCCACCGGAACGAACCUUAGGUUGUUGGCGCUUUCCAGCGCUAGAUCGGAACCGUUUCCAUUUUCAUCAUCUCGAGCUGCUUCUUACCAUACUAUCCAAGCCAUCCCCAGAGAGUGCAGCGGCAGCAGAAUUUCAAGCAGAGAUAGAGCGCAGGGAAGAAUCCCCGCUGUUGUUUUCAGUCAACAACUCCUUGAGAAAAACUCCAUCCACGGAUCGCCUUCGCGGAAGCAUCUGCUCACUGCAGAGCGAAAGCAAAUCCACUCCAUUCUCAAGUCCGUUGAGCUCCCUUUCUUUUGCUCCACUAGGUUACAACUCCAAAUCCGUGCUGGUUCUGGAUCUUCAGUCCUUCUUGAAUCAGGAUCGAUCCUUCCAAUCAAAGUUCACAGGGAUGAAGAGACCGGGAAGAUCUUGAAUAUGGUGUUUGUAUGGGCUGAUGAAGGCUCGGAGUUGAAGGUAGAUGUGCCAAUUGUUUUCAAAGGGGAAGAGGCUUGCCCUGGUCUUCAGAAAGGAGGUCAACUGAAUAGGAUAAGAACUAGCCUGAGAUACCUUUGCCCGGCCGAGCACAUUCCUUCCAAGAUUGAGGUGGAUGUAAGUAAUCUGGAGAUCGGGGAGAGAAUUUUCAUUCGCGAUAUAGACGUCCAUCCUUCUUUGAAGCUACUUAGCAAGAACGAAGUCAUGCCUAUUUGUAAAAUAGUCACAACAAUCCAGAAACCGGCCAUCACAGAAGCUUCAGAGCCUUCAUGACUACUACGGAUUCAUUGACAUUUAGGUUCAUUUGGUUUACUAAACAACUUAUGGUUGAAGAGGCCAAAGAAUAACAUCUAGUUGGCUUCAAGUGAAUCACAACUCAUGGUUAAAUUGUUAUGUUCUUUGUAUAAAUUUGAAACCUUUUUUCCUGUUUCGAUUCCUCGCUUUACUGACUUUUGAUUUGCAAGCUGAGAAUUUUGCUGAA
This is a messenger RNA of Cucurbita maxima (winter squash), 1060 nucleotides long. Its product is annotated as 50S ribosomal protein L25. The record is from RefSeq and is a predicted model, not a curated record. Gene Ontology annotation, biological process: translation. Gene Ontology annotation, cellular component: cytosolic large ribosomal subunit; ribosome. Bases 91 to 852 code for a protein of 253 amino acids. Gene Ontology annotation, molecular function: structural constituent of ribosome; 5S rRNA binding. The transcript is spliced from 3 exons. Lineage: Eukaryota; Viridiplantae; Streptophyta; Magnoliopsida; Cucurbitales; Cucurbitaceae.